Molecule: messenger RNA, 1398 nt
Organism: Peronospora matthiolae
Lineage: Eukaryota; Oomycota; Peronosporomycetes; Peronosporales; Peronosporaceae
Source: the annotation of a GenBank genome assembly
AUGGAGAGUGGAUUACCACCGCCUGGACGAACGCAACCUCUGCUGUUGCUUCUGCUGUCGCGACUGCUGUCCGGUUGUCUGUCAGCAGAUGGAGACUGGGCCUUUCAGCAGUCAGAAACGCGAGCCACCUCUUCUCUGAGUGCAAAGGAGCCGGACUCAUCUCAAAAGACGUGGAAAGAAACCUCGCGCACGUCGUGGAUAAGUAGAACCAUCGGGUUGGAAAAUACGCACAGCUGGUUCUACAGCACUCGUACGCCCACGGUCAUGAACGACGGACUGUUUGUUAUGGAGCAUUACGGCAUUGGCCUUCUCACCGCUCGCAAAGGGAUACAGAGUAUGGGCAGAGCUCGUGGUUUGCUGCUACUUUCUGCAGCUGCGACGUUUGCCAUUACAGCAGCAGUUGAUAGCUGGACAGACCCGACGGCAUCGAACUUGACGCUCUCACCUGCUGCAAACUUGCUCAUCUUGACACGAAACAACUACCCGACGCCCACGACCUCGUCCGAGACUGUCACUGAUGAUACAAUACCCAGCAGGAUGCCGGAUACAAAUCCGCCAGUUGUCGCCUACACUCCAGCUACGACCGAAGCGAACCCACCACUUGUCGCCGACACGCCAGCUACGACCGCUCCUUUGAUCCCCCGUGCCUCGGACUUUGACGCAGCAAUGGCGUCUGAAAUCGAGGAAGAGACGGACGAAAGUUCUCCUAGUGCUGUGGCAACACCCAGUCCGAGAUCGCCACCUGGCCACAGACCAAACUCUGCCCCGGUGACUCACCCGAAUGUUACGACGCCGCCGCCGCCAGCGUCUUCUCCCACGAAGUCAUCCAUAGCUCCUGUGGACACGCUCAACAAUCGCAAUGGAGCGGUGAAAGCAGGCGACCACUCAGCUGGCAUGGCUACUUUUUUGCCAGUCGUUUUCGGGUCCGUCGCUUGUGUCGGAGUACUGGCGGCAGCAGUCAUGAUCAAGAAGAGACGUAGCACGGAGAAGGGCGAGGAGACAUGUCGACCCGACCCCGAUUGCGAAUAUAGCGGCGCAGACCUCACGCCUGAUAAUCGUGCGCUUCGUAUCGCGCAAGUAGGAUCGCCACCCAUUGCUCGGAAGGCAGCAGUAGUAGUGGCAGCACCAGCUGCUACUGGUGCCAAAGACUUGGCGGCAUCGACUGCAACUGCUGACUAUGUGCGAACAAACUCGUCCGUUUCGUCCACGUCUCCAUUCGGGAGUACCCGGUGCAAGGUGCGCGUGAGUUCUCCGAAUCAGGGCUUCUUCGCAAAUAGAGAGACGAAUAUGGAGUUCCAAGCUACACGCACCCUUCGUGGAGAAGGAAAUGACGCGACGCUUGCUUCCGAUCGCGCUCGGGUCACUUCAUCUCGCUCGACUCUUCAAUUGCAGCAGUAA